AAAUGAAGUCAUUCAAUGGCAGCCAUUUUGGAAGCCGACCCGCUUUCCGCAACGCUAGCGGCCGUGGUCGCCCGCCCGUCCGUGUCCUUGCUAGCGACGUGCCCUUUAGAAUUUGAGGGACGUGUCGCGUUACGUGACAUCGUCCCUGACAGAUAUUUGGUCGUUUACCUGGCAAAUAUUUGUCCCUCCGUCGGAGGGCGUCGACGCUAUGGCGGGCCUUUAAGUAGGACCACUGCAAGCAAGGCGCCCGGCAGAACGCUAGCACAUCUGAAGAUGGCGUACCAGUGGGUGAUUGGUGUGUUGCUGCUAUGCGGCCCGGUCGCACUGUGGGCUCAACAAGUCACGACAGGUGGCCAGCAGGUGGCGUUCGCAGUGGCGCUGAAGGCCGACAACGAUCAACAGGAAAACUACGGCCCCUUCGACUCGCCCACCACGCUAGUGUUCAAACGAGUGGUGACCAACCUGGGGGGCGGCUACGACGCCAACACGGGCAUCUUCACGGCCCCCGUCAAGGGUCUCUACUUCGUCACCCUCACCGGCGCCUCCUCGUCGGACGGCGGUUUCAAUGCCGCCGUGAUGAAGGAAGGCGUCAACAUGUUCGCCAUCUACGACAACAAGAACAAAUUCAGCAGCGCCACCAACAGCAUGGCACUGGAACUGAACGCCGGGGAUAAGCUGUCGGUCACCCUGUGGGCCAACCAGGUCGCGUACGACCAGAGCCGACUCACCACCUUCAGCGGCUUCCUCAUCAGCCCCCUCCCCUAGUCUCCGAACUUCGAGCCGAGAAAUAAAAACCUUCAAAUUUGA
Corythoichthys intestinalis (scribbled pipefish) is the source of this 807-nucleotide messenger RNA. Its product is annotated as complement C1q-like protein 2. Gene Ontology annotation, molecular function: protein binding. The record is from RefSeq and is a predicted model, not a curated record. The coding region runs from base 16 to 765 and encodes 249 amino acids. The transcript has 3 exons. Lineage: Eukaryota; Metazoa; Chordata; Actinopteri; Syngnathiformes; Syngnathidae.